Molecule: messenger RNA, 1098 nt
Organism: Adineta ricciae
Lineage: Eukaryota; Metazoa; Rotifera; Eurotatoria; Adinetida; Adinetidae
Source: the annotation of a GenBank genome assembly
AUGGAAAAUACAUCUGCUGUGCUCGUUCAGUUCCGCGAUGAAAGCUUCUUUGAAGACUAUUUCUAUCCAUCUCUUGGUAUGAAAUUUUAUUUAUGGGGUUAUCUGAGUUUAUUCAUUAUUGGUUAUACUGGUAAUAGUGCUAGUCUAAUUACAUUUACUCGGCCAGUACUAAGAGCGAGUUCAACUGGUACAUUAUUUAUUGCUUUAGCUAUCUCAGAUGUAUGUUUUUUAUCUGCAUUAAUUUUUGAUUUUAUUAAGUAUGGUUUACGGUUUCAACUGGAUAAGCGCAUUGAUUUCAAUUUUAUGUGUCGCUGGCGUGAAUUUCUGAUGAAUGCGAGUCAAUUCUGUUCAGCAUGGAUUCUUGUCAUUAUUGCAAUGGAUCGAUGGAUUCGCACACGAUUUCCAUACAAAUCAGCUGCUAUUUGCACUCAAAAGAAAGCUUUGAUAGCUAUAGCUAUUGUAUGUAGUAUCACCAUAGGUCUUCAUGUUAUGUUCUUAACACCAUUGUUUGGAUCGUCAGGUUCUGCGAUACCAUAUUUUGAUUGUAUACCAAUGUUGCGUGUAUUAGAUGAUUUUAUCGAUUUUUAUUAUCUAAAAUGGCCUAUUCUACAAUCAUUGAUCAGUUGUCUUGCUCCUGCUGGAUUAAUAUUAGUUUUUAUUGUUGAUAUGUUUAUCAAGAUACGUCUUCAAAAAAAGACUAUACAUCACCAAGUCCAUAAUCAAAAUCGGAAUCAAACAAUUAGACACAACUAUCGUGUACAAAAUCAAUUAUUUCUUCUCAUGCUGUCAAAUGUCAUCAUAUUUUUCACUACAACUGUUCAGAUUGGUGUAUAUCGUAUUCUAUAUGUUUAUUUGGUAUACGGUUCCGUUGAUCUGAAUAUUCCAUUUAUCACAAGUAUGACUGUAAUUUUAACUUGGUUUUUGGGUAUUAACUAUUCAAUAAAUUUCUAUGUUCAUUGCUUAACUUCAACAUUAUUUCGUAGCGAAUUUAAGAAAUGUUUCAUUUUUUUAUGCAUCUUAUGUCAAAGAAGAGGUGUUCGUGUGAAUAUUGUUCCAACAGUCAAUACAGCCAGAACAAACAAAAAUUUACAGAGAUAA